UGUUCCCUAAUAAACUAUUAGAUCCAAUCAAACCAACAGGCAACAAAGUCGCGACCCCCUGAAACAAAGUUGAUUCUCGAAAAUAGUUUUGUUCGCAUCUGUUGCUGCCUCUAAUGCCGUACGCCCGUUUUCCUCAAGUUCAUCAGGAUAGUCAUCCCACCGGUUUGGCAUCACGUUUUCGUGGUUGGUCGGGCUUGCUUUCUGUAAGCUUCUCCUCGUACUCAUAAUUAUCGUAUCCGUGCCACCUUUGAGACAUGUCCGCCAACUUUCGCCAAGCGUGGGGAUUGGUUAGGUAAUUCUCACCGACUUCGUAAGACACAGACCAUAAAUCCUGAAAUCAGUGAAACAGAUCCUAAAGGACAAAGGAGAAGAAGAGUAAGAGAAUUUAUUGCACGAGAAGACUCUCAGAUGCGGUGGUCGAUGGCGGAACCACUGGUUUAUCGGUCCGUGGAGUCCUAAAGUCUUCAUUCAGAUGGCGAACUGGCUUUCUUCCAAGCUCAAAGUAGCAGAGUCGCUUCUCCAACAGAUUGAUCAACAAGCAGCAGAAUCUCUCGGGAAGAAUGAGAAGUCUCGACCGGAGACAGUCAAUGCUGGACUUCCUACGAAAGCAGAGACGGUUCCCUUGAGGGAUCAGUUCAAGAAGAAAAACCUAGAGAAAAACCCUGAUGAGCUGCCAAAAACACUUGAUUUGCAGAAAAGUGGAAGAAAAAGGAGACCUGAAAUCAUAGCCAAGUCUAGGAAGGCGUCUCCUGUUCCUUCAAAUCAGGUUGUUAACGAUGGUGACUGGACAGAGCUACUUGGCUCCCCCGAGUCCAUUCCUGUGUCUGGCAAAUCAAAUAGUGCUGUUGACAAAUGUGCUGCAAAUGAAACUAAGAGAAACCAAAUCCAUGGUCUGAACCAAACUAGUUCCUUUGUUGGUUCUGCUCCUAAACAUACACAAAUUGACUCAGCUCUCUUGGAGACCAAGAAAGUUCACAAACAAACCUCUUUUGGUUCCAAGUUAGUGAAGGAUUUUGAAGUUCUGACAGAGAAAAAAGUAGGCUUGGAUGCCUUGGCUUCAGAUUUUGGCAAGCAGGAUCGUGGUUUAUUUACUUCUAUUGAUGAGGUUUUCAUGAAGAUGGAUGUCGAGUCCAGGAAUGUGCCAGAUGGAUUGGAUCCUUCUCAAAUGAGAUUUGAAAGUUAUAAGCAAGUACCAGUUGAUUCUUUAGCUAUGGUGGAAAAAGAUGACAUUGCUACUGGUGAUAAGUCACCUGUGCAUCGAAGAAAAUAUUCCACCGAGGAAUCAGAAGUUGCAGAAUGCGGCAAAAGUUUCAAGAACUAUAAUGUGGAUAAGCCUCAUAGUAAAGUGAGUGAUGAUAAACUUAUUAGCCCAGAAGAUGGUAGUUUUCACGAACAAGGUGAAACCAGUUCAGGAGUGAGAUCAGAUGAUCUAAGCCUUCCUAAUCAAAUAACCUCAGAGAAAAGCAUCAGAAGGGCAUUGCGUGAAAAAGAGGAUGCAUGUAUCUCUUACGUGAAAGAAAAUGGUGUCUUGGUUAGCAAACACUCUGGCACAAAAAUUCAAGCAAAUGGUGAUGAUAAUAAGACUACAGUUGGAAGAAGUGUGUCUGUGUUGAAUGUGGGGGCUUCCGGACUGCAAGACAUGCAAAGAGGUUCUGAAAGAUUUUCAGGCCUACCUGUAGAUAAAAUGGAUCCGAACUUGGGCUCUUCAGAGAGUGAGGCGAGAUCCUCAUCAGAUUCUGAAUCGGGAUCCACAUCUGAUUCUGACAAUGAAGGUAUUAGAAGAGAGGAGAGAAAGAGGAGGGAACAAUUGAUUGCCGAAGCAGCUGCUGUUGAAGCUAAAAGAGAGCAUGAUAACAUUGUGGCCAUGUUGGAAGGAGAAAAGCAGCACUUGGAGGAGAUCUUAGAGGAACGAGAAAAAGAACAAGUGCAAGAGGCUUCAAAAUUACAAUCAAACAUGGAGGAAGUCAUGGAGGCCGUUGAACUAGAGAAACGGAAACAUAAUAGCACCAGAAUGGAAGCCAUGGCUCGUUUGUCUAAACUGGAGACUGCAAAUGCUGAGCUGGCAAGGUCGCUUGCAUCAACUCAAUGGGAACUUGAAAAAGAGGCUUCUCGAGUAACCCAGCUACGACAAGAGGUGGAGUUGAAGGAAGUGGCUCAAGCAGAGCUUAAGAGGAGAAUAUCUGCGCUUCACCAGAAUAUAUCAUCUUUGAAUCAGGUGGAAGGUUUUGGAGGAGUUGAAUUUGAACAGGAGAUUCGCGAGGCAGAAUAUAAUGCUACCUGCGAAAAGAUCAAUUGGUUAAAAGACAAGCUGAAGAUGCUUGAUGAAAAUGUCGAAACAAUGAGGACGAUGUUGGAGGUUCCAACUGAACUAGAAAUUGAACUGAAGAGAAGACUUUCAGAAUUGACAGAUCAUUUAAUCCAUAAACAAGCUCAGGUUGAGGCUCUUUCUUCUGAGAAAGCGACUUUGCUCUUCAGGCUUGAGACUCUCUCCAGAUCUGUUGAGGACCAUGGGCUGAUGGUGCAGUCUGGUGAUUUUCCAAAUAAUUCAGGGACGAUCUGGAUGGAUCCUGUGGAGACAAAUGAUAUAGAAGUUGGUUUGUGCGGACAAUCCAAACCAAAGGCACGCCAUGCCUUCCGUUAUGAGAUUGAUUCUGUGAGGCAUCAUAUAAUCUCGAUUGUUCGCCAAUUGGAUGCCAUUUUUGCUUCUGGUGCAGUGUUCUGGAGGCGGAGUUGGACUGCCCAAGCUUGUGGGAUAUUUUAUCUCUUCUCUCUUCAUAUUUGGGUCUUGUAUAUUCUUUUUACUAGGGAUUCAGAUGACACUGGGUUUGGUGCUCUUGUCUCCUUAGAGAGUAUUAACAAAACCUUAGGUACCUAAGACCAGCGUGUUUGGCUUACUUUUUUGCAUUUAUUCUUUGGUUUUUGGAAUUGGAAAAUUUGUUGUGACUCCUUUUCAUCCAAGAAGUUAUAUGCACAAAUUUCUGUUCCCAUAGGGAAGUUUAUUGCCA
Nymphaea colorata (pocket water lily) is the source of this 3005-nucleotide messenger RNA. RefSeq names its product golgin candidate 2. The transcript has 10 exons. Bases 473 to 2875 code for a protein of 800 amino acids. Gene Ontology annotation, cellular component: Golgi cisterna; Golgi membrane. Gene Ontology annotation, biological process: retrograde transport, vesicle recycling within Golgi; Golgi organization. Lineage: Eukaryota; Viridiplantae; Streptophyta; Magnoliopsida; Nymphaeales; Nymphaeaceae. The record is from RefSeq and is a predicted model, not a curated record.